Molecule: messenger RNA, 2592 nt
Organism: Cyprinodon tularosa
Lineage: Eukaryota; Metazoa; Chordata; Actinopteri; Cyprinodontiformes; Cyprinodontidae
Gene: rnf207a
Product: ring finger protein 207a
Biological process (GO): regulation of cardiac muscle contraction; regulation of heart looping
Cellular component (GO): perinuclear region of cytoplasm
Molecular function (GO): transmembrane transporter binding; Hsp70 protein binding; zinc ion binding
Source: RefSeq, a predicted model, not a curated record
UUGCAGCACAGAAAGGUAAGACAGUGGCUCUCUGUUCUUUCUCCAGACAAGCCUGCUACAUUUACAAUGGCAGGAGGGAUCUUCUCCAAUGUGGGCAACCUGUUUGAGGAGGACUGCUCUAACCUCCACCCCCUUGUGUGUCACCUGUGCCAUGAGCAGUACAAGUCUCCAUGUUUACUAGACUGCUACCAUAUCUUCUGCGCCCGUUGUCUGCGAGGUCGGACCAAUGACUGCUGCCUCAGCUGCCCCCUCUGUGGAUACAACUCAAUGAUAAAAGGAAAUAAUGCCCUCCCACCAGAGGAUCGUCUGCUGAAGUUCCUUGUGGACAAUAACGCAGAUGUGGAGGAGACAGCGCUGUGUGCCAACUGUGACCAAGAAAGCAACAAAGACACAGGACUGAUGUACUACUGUAACACUUGCAACCAGCCACUUUGUGCCACCUGCCGAGAGCUAACACACAAGGCCAGAAUGUUUUCCCAUCACGAGAUUGUGUCGCUGGCCAAACGCACCAAAGCUAAACACAGAAAAUGCUCUCUGCACGAGGAACCCUACAUCCUUUUCUCGACGGAAAACAAAUCUAUGCUUUGCAUCAAAUGUUUCCGAGACAUGCAAGUGGAGAGUCGAACUCACUGCAUUGAUAUUGAAACAGCUUAUGCACAGGGGUGUGAGAUGUUGGACCAGGCAGUACUGGUGGUGAAGGAGCUGCAGACUUCAACUGGAGAAGCGAUCCAUCUGCUAAGAGCAAUGAUCGGGGAAGUGCAUUUGAAUGUGGAGGAAGAAGAAAGUGCAAUCUGUAGUCUUUUCAACAGUUUGCAGGAAAGGCUAGCAGAGAGAAAAAAGACUCUGUUGAAAGCAGCUCAGAGUCAGCAUGAGGAGAAGGAGAAAGCAUUAAAGGAGCAACUGUCUCAUCUUACUGCUUUGCUUCCAACACUUCAGGUUCACCUGGUCACCUGCUCGGCUUUUCUUAGUUCAGCCAACAAGUUUGAAUUUCUGGAUAUGGGCUAUCAACUCAUGGAAAGACUGAAGAGGAUUGCAAAGCUCCCUCAUCGCCUGCGGCCAGUGCAGAGCAGCAAAAUCAACACUGAGUACAGGAGUGAGUUUGCUCGUUGUCUGGAGCCUCUUCUGCAGAUAGGAUCACGCCGCCCUCCUUCUGUUGCUGGUUCCACUAGUAUGGUAACAAGGCUCCAGUCCCCUCUUUCGUUACCUUGCCAUUCUCCGUCUCUCAAUGAGAUGCCACUGGGUUCUGUGUUCGGGCGAAGGCCGACAUCUCACAGGAACAUAUGCACGAAGGUCCUCCUGGCUGAGGGAAGGGAAACCCCUUUCACAGAGCACUGCCGUAACUACGAGAACGCCUACAGGAGUCUCCAGACAGAGAUCCAGAAUCUAAAGGACCAGGUCCAGGAGCUGCACAGAGAUCUGACCAAACACCAUUCCAUCAUCAACACAGAUAAAAUGGGAGAAAUCUUGGACAGGUCCCUGCAUAUUGACAACCAGAUUGCUGCUCAGUAUUCCACUGUGGACACAAUGAGGGUUAUGUUUGAGGAGAUCUGGGAUGAAACUUUGCAGAUGGUUAACAAUGAGCAGGAGAUUUAUGAAGCUCAGCUUCAUGACCUGAUGCAGCUGAAACAGGAGAACUCUUAUUUAACAACAAUCGCCAGACAGAUCAGCCCCUACAUCAUGUCAAUUGCUAAAGUCAAAGAGAGGCUUGAGCCCAGGUUUCAGGAGCCUAAAGAGCAUCUUGAUGACAGAACUGAAACAAUGCUGAAAAUCUAUGAAGACAGCACCGUGCCAAAGGACAGUCAAGACAGUCAAAACCAGAGUUAUGUCACGGAUCAAGACAAAAACAAGAACAACCGCAACCUGAUGCUGGAGCCGGUAGAGACUUCCAUCAAGAGCAGUCGAGCAGCGGCGCGACGCGGCUCUGUGGAGAUGUCCAGUAAAAAUGACAUUCCUUCAUAAACACCAUGUCAUUUCAAAUCUCAGCCUGGUCUCUUCCCCAGUGGAUCAGCAUGCCUUAAUACAGCCAUAACAAGCUCAGGGUGGUAUAUGAUGUCCUGCCUGCCCAAAUACAGUACAGUACAUGACAUUUUCUAUACAGCUGUCAACAGUUCCAAGGUGAGACCUUGGUUCCACAUUAACUGGAUGUACUUGAAGGCUGACAACUCAAAGAUGUCAGAGCAUAAAGUUGAGAAAUCUUCUGUUCAAAGAGAGCAUGGCACUGAAAAGAAAAAUCACUUUAUUUAAGAGUAACGCACAACUUUAAUGAGAGAGACGAAGACUCCGAGCCAGAAAGACGUGACUAGAAUCUGAGCACUAGGAUUGUAGCUGAGUUUGUGUUCUAACGUCUGAUAUUGUAACGAUCCAGUAAGUGUGGAGUUGUAUGAAUUAGCUUUUUACAGAAUGUAUUCAUUAAAAUAUGUCACUUUAAUGCUGGAUCAUGGUAGAUGAUAGAUGACAGGUGUGUGAAACUGAAAAUAUGUGACGACACAUGCUGCACUGAUCACAGCAAAUGAAAGGUUUAGAUUGUAAUGUCUGUGUUAGACAUAUGAUGUCAUAUGCACAUGAAUUCUAUAAGAUAAAACAAGUUUGGAA